AUGCGCUCUCAGCGGCUCUCCUCCGUCUCCUACGCUACGCUUUCCCGCCGUCCCAGCGUACGGCACCGCGCGAGCUGGGGUGUGCUCAAGAGCCAAGACGAAGCUCCGAUCGCCGAAGCUCCAGGCGGCGGGACGAGCACCUUUGGUCAGAGUCUGUUCAAUUGCAUCGCUAUUUUGUUGGGUGUUGGCGUGCUCAGCGAGAGUGUGGCGUUCACGUAUGCUGCGUGGAUCGGGGGGUUCGUUUUGCUUGGAACCUAUGGCAUUCUGACAUACUACACCGCGAAGAUCCUUGUCAGAAUCAUGGCACUCGAUGUGCGCAUCAAUUCCUAUGCAGACAUCGCCAGAGUUGCCUUCGGUCCGAGGAGCAUCUGGCUCACCAUCUCUAUGUUCUGCCUCGAGCUGUUCACUCUUUCGGUGAUCCUCGUUCUACUCUUCUCCGAUACGCUGCAUGAGCUUGUCCUUAGCAUCUCUAGCGACAUGUGGAAGAUCAUCGGCUUGGCAUUCGUUCUUCCCACCUGCUUCCUUCCCCUCAACCUCCUCGCCUUCACCUCCAUCCUCGGCAUCCUCAGCAUUGUUCUUCUCGUCUCCACAGUUCUGAUCAAUGGAUUUUCGAUCACCUCUACUCCCGGGUCGCUUCUCCGCCCAGCCCCCACUUCCCUCCUCCCGGAUUGGCCGCGUCUACCCAUCGCCUUCGGCCUGCUCAUGGACUUGUGCAACCCAGAAAGGUUCGACAGCAUGAUCACCUGGGCAUACGUGAUCGCCACUGUGCUCUACGGCGUGAUCGCCAGCGCCGGGUACCUUAUGUUCGGAAACGCAGUGAGUGAUGAGGUGAGCAAGGAUCUUGUCAACACUCCGGGGUAUCCGAGGUGGUUGAACAUCGUGAUGGCCGUGGGACUCGUGAUCAAUCCUCUGUCCAAAUAUGCGCUGUGCACGCGCCCGCUGAGCACAACUAUAGAGUCACUGCUUGGCAUCGGCAACAUGUCCGUUGGGGCGGAUCCACACACGUCCGCGGCCGAUUCCUCCGAUCCCAAGUCGUCGGGUCAUAAACGGCUGCUCACUAAACAAACGCUGUACAUCGUCCUCACGCGCGUCGUCCUAUCCCUCGUCGUUGUCCUCACCGCCAUCCUCAUUCCUUCAUUCUCCAUCGUCAUGUCCUUCCUCGGUGCGUUCAGUGCCUUUCUCCUCUGCGUGAUCGGCCCUGUCUGUGCAAAGUGUGCCGUGGAGGGAAGGUGGAAGUGGUACGAUGUCAUCAUCCUCGUCGUGGCAUCCUCGAUGGCAAUAUCCGGCACGAUCAUGGGAUUCUGGACUUCUUGUCUAAACGAAGCGUAA
Dacryopinax primogenitus is the source of this 1329-nucleotide messenger RNA. RefSeq lists its product as uncharacterized. Lineage: Eukaryota; Fungi; Basidiomycota; Dacrymycetes; Dacrymycetales; Dacrymycetaceae. Gene Ontology annotation, biological process: amino acid transmembrane transport. The record is from RefSeq and is a predicted model, not a curated record. Gene Ontology annotation, cellular component: vacuolar membrane. The coding region runs from base 1 to 1329 and encodes 442 amino acids. Gene Ontology annotation, molecular function: amino acid transmembrane transporter activity. The transcript has 7 exons.